GCGAGUCCAGGUGUGCGCCGCGCCUCUCGCCCUUCCAGAACCCGCCCACGCCAAUCCGUGCUCUCGUCGCGACAUUCCUCGGGCGUAAAGGGAGAGCUUAUGCUUAGUGAAAGUGGCUGUCUUGCGCCGAGGAGCAGUCACGCCGUCGAGGAGCAGCCUCCGCGCACGAGGGGAGUGAGAGAGGGGAGACGAGGGGAGAGCGGCAACUGGUGGUGUCACGGGGGCUGGAGCACAAGGCGCGGCGGGGGGUCGAGGGCGCAGCCAGCCAGCGGGGGAGAAGUGAUCACGCAUUGCUUCACGUACUAACACAAGAUGGAGACGGAGAUGAAGGAGCUUUCGCGGCGGGGCAGCAAGGGCGCCGAGGAGGACGGGCUGGAGAUCGACCGGAGCCCAGGGAGUGAGUCCCCCGCCAGCGCAGGGAGCACGGCGGGCGCAGGAGGCGGCGACGGCGAGGGCAGCAAGGACGAGGACGUGGAGUCCGGCAGGAGCGCCAAGGAGCAGCCGGUGGUGAAGCGGGACACGGUGGUGGUGCGGCUCGGGGAGGGCAAGCUCACGGGGCCGAUGCGCUACAUCACCUGCUACGCCACCGUCUUCACCUUCGUGGUGAUGACGGGCGGCAUCGUGUGGCUCCUCAUGAUCUCGCCGCCCUACAACCCGCGGCCGCUGCCCGGGCGAGAAUCCGCCGCGCCCACCGCCUCUUCGCCGCUCACGUCCGAGACGCCCUUCAGCACCUUCAUGGUCGAGCUGGACGUCGACGAGGCGGGCUGAGGCCACGGGAGGGCGCGCCGCUAGGUCGGGAAUCGCCUUGGGAAUUCUGGAAAUCAGGACAAGUCUGAGGAGCUCGCCAGCGCCUUCUGCGAAGGCACCGGGAAAGGCCGGAAAUUCCUUCGUUUCUGCUGAAGAGUCAACGUCACUUUUCCACACCCUUUCAAAUUGUAUAAGCUGCAUAAGUGAAAUGUUCACAAAAACGUUACUUUCUUCUGAAAAAAAAAAAAAACAUUCGACUUUCGUAGCAGAAACACAUGCAAUUCGGCCUACUGAACUAUACCCAAGUAAAAGUAAAAUUAGAAAAAGAAAACGAAAGCAAACGCAUAGGCACAUACUUUCCAAUAGGCUCUUUCUCCUGAACAAGUGAAGAUGCUGCAGUUACAAGAAAAGGCUUGAAACCGCCAUCUUCUUGGCAAACACAUCCCGGUACAAGUGCUGAGGGAACGGUCAGUGGUAGUUCAGACUUUCUUUUUAUAAUAAUCUGUAUUUUGUGUAUAAUGAUAAUCAAUGGUUAUCUCUUAAUGUGAUAUUGUCAAUCAUUCAACUUUUUAUACUAUAGAUCGAAAGGCGGGAAAUCACCAGAAAUAGUUAGGAUAUAUGGACUACAGUAGACGCUUGAAACGGAUAAGAACAUUUGCUUGGAGUGAUUGCACUGGAAGCCUAGAGGUGCAGUUUAUAUUCAAA
This is a messenger RNA of Penaeus vannamei (Pacific white shrimp), 1452 nucleotides long. RefSeq lists its product as uncharacterized. The record is from RefSeq and is a predicted model, not a curated record. NCBI's taxonomy places the organism in Eukaryota, Metazoa, Arthropoda, Malacostraca, Decapoda, Penaeidae.